Messenger RNA from Ostrinia nubilalis (European corn borer), 2533 nucleotides. It is a transcript of the gene Sobp, whose product is annotated as sine oculis-binding protein homolog. Bases 163 to 1842 code for a protein of 559 amino acids. Gene Ontology annotation, biological process: animal organ development. Gene Ontology annotation, cellular component: nucleus. The transcript has 4 exons. NCBI's taxonomy places the organism in Eukaryota, Metazoa, Arthropoda, Insecta, Lepidoptera, Crambidae. The record is from RefSeq and is a predicted model, not a curated record.
UCGUCGCGCGGGCACAACGCAGGUUAAACCGCCGCUCGUGCGGGCAAAAUGUUUACGCGAACUAACAAGCCGCACUACGCUCCGAACUUUUAACAACUUCAAAAAAUAUUCCGAACUUUCUUUUAGUGAUUUUUCGUACCAGUGUGGACUUUAACCGCUCAAAUGGACAACAAAUCGCCCACUGAGCCAUCCCCGCCGCUGAGGGCGCAAGUGAAAAAGGAGAACGAAGAAGAAAUUAAGGAGUUCGCAGAGACAGCCAUGAAUGAGCUCCUGGGUUGGUACGGGUACGAGAGACUGGAGCUGCGGCGCUGGGCCGCUUCCCGGGCACGUGACGCAUCCAGCCCGGAGCAAGCCGCAGAGCAGAAGAACAAAGACGAAUGCUCCUGGUGCAACAAGAACAUCACGAGCGAGAGUGGCGCGCUGCAGCAAGCUGGGGCCACCUUCUGCUCCGAGCUGUGUUUCAGCCAGUCCCGGAGGGCCAACUUCAAGCGCGCCAAGACCUGCGACUGGUGCCGGCAUGUGCGGCAUACGGUGGCCUAUGUGGAUUUCCAGGACGGAGCUACACAGCUGCAGUUUUGCUCAGAUAAAUGCCUCAACCAAUAUAAGAUGCACAUAUUCUGCCGGGAGACGCAGGCGCACCUCGAUCUCAACCCACACCUGGUCAACGCCUCGUCGUCUUCCAACCUCAUCACUCCCGAGCUUUGGCUCAAGAACUGCAAGAGCCGAUCCGCAUCCCCUACAUCAGAAAGAUCAGGAUCACCAACCCAUGAUAACACCACGACAAAACCAAACACAGAAAAGACAGAAACACAAAAGACUCAAGGCAAAAAGUCCCCUUUGCCCUUGAUUACUAUAGCUCCAACUGCCAAACUGAUGAAGCCAAAAGGACCUUCAGAGGAGAGGACCACCGUGCAAAAGUCGCCUGAAACAAAGAAAGAUGGAAGGACAAACAAAAUGAAUCUGCGUAAACGCAGGUCUUCGAAAUGUUCAGCUACAGUUACGUCACAAACGGUGAGGCAGCGGACGUCGACGCCGAAAGCUCAGGACCUGCGGCUGUGCAGCCCUUCAGUCGACGGCUCAUCGCCCACAUCAACGGCUGGCAACAGUGCAAUCCAUUCUCCUCCUCAUCCCAUAAACUCACACGCAGUACCACCGCCACCAUUCCACAAUCCAAUGUUUGGAAUGCCGCCACCGAUGUAUAUGGAUGGAGGCCCUCACGAUCCGAGACAGCCCAUGUUUCCUCCCAGGUUUAACUUUCUACCGCGACCUGGAAUACCUAUGCAUCAAGAGCGACCCCGCAUUCCACCGCCGUUGAAUUUUCCGCCUCCUCUCGGCCAGGCCCCGCCUGUAACAGUGUUAGUACCUUACCCUGUUGUUCUUCCAAUCCCCAUUCCCAUACCUAUCCCGAUGCCUCUGACGUCGUUCAUCCAAGCGCACUGCGCAAACAAAGUGAAAACAGAAGCCCGGAGUGACGACAACGAAGGACCUUUAGAUUUUACGAUGAAUGGUGAUAAAAAUAGAGAUGAAGCAAAUGGUAUGGAUAGGGAAUCAGAAGCAGAAGUUCCAGGAAACGAAGGCGGUUGUGAACCAAACGGUGAUUUUAAUGAGCGAAUAGAAGAUGAAGAUAAAACUGAAGGCGAAGCCUCCGAGUCUCCAAAUCCAGAACAGACUUUACCGAAGUUCAAAAUAACCAGGUUAGGAAACAAAAUGGCUAAAAUAGUGACUAAACCUAGGGAGCAACCCGAAUCUACCAGACCUCUAAGGAAAAGACGGAGACUGGUUGAAGUCACCACCGACGACGAAGCGCUCAUUCCAAAAACAAGAAAAAUAGUUGAAGUUUAAUAUUGUAGUGUAGUCUUUAGUAAUCAACCGCAUAAAACAAAAAUAUUUCAAAUAUAAUAUAUUCAAUAAUACAUAUCACAACUGCAUGAUAAUCCGAACACAGUUCAAUAUUCUUUCAAUUUGCUAGUCUUAGGUUUUAAGAUGUUUUAUACGAGCCUACUAACUUUAAAUGUGGCAGUAGCCCAGUAUUACGGUUAUAGAGCAGCUAUGUAGAACAUAUUGUGUAAUUUUAAUCAAAUCAGUCAAAUUAAUGUUUUAGGACCAAUAUACGAAAAUUUAAUAGAUUCGUAUUUGGCCUUUGUUUAUUGUAAUAUAGAGUCCAAUAGUAAAUUAGUGGGUAUGUUCGAAGAAUUAGAGCGCACUGUUUAAUGUGAUAUUAGUAACUUAUUAUAAAAUCUCAAUGUAUGUGAAAUAAAAUAUGAUUAGUACCUAAUUUAUCGAUUUUUAUUGACGCCCAUAAAUAAAAGACUAUGGUGGUGAACCCACUCGUAAUUUGUGUUUACAAAUUAAUAUUCUUAAAAAAACAAUAGGUAAAAGCAAUUCAAAUUAUUAUAGUUAAUUAUCCUAUCUGAAUUAAAGUUUAUGAAUGAAUAAUAAAAAAAUGUGUUUAUCUGUUAUGAAAUAGUUAUUAUUACAUGUCCCAAGUCUAUGAAAAAGGACAAAUUAAUGUGGAACACAAGUGUUUUCGAAU